UGGCGAAGUGCUUAUCACACACCCAUUUUUUAAUGGUCAACGCUAUAAUAAAUUCUUAGUAAACCACGUAGGAGGGGAUCCCCGCUUGCGAAUUCCACUGAAUAUUUAAAUGCCAACACCUGUUUACACAAAAACUUGAUUUCUCAGUUGGGAGUUCAUUAUCUGAAGCCACCGACUAUAUAAUCUGGCACUUGUCUGAGGAUUAAUUAUUAUAAUAAUGGAUGUUUUUAAGCUUUCACUUUUCGUGGCUCUGUUUUGUGGGCUCCCCAAUCUGAACAUUGCUCAAAUCAGAGAUUGUUCUGGAGCUUGCAACUUACAGUUUCGCUGUGAUCCUUAUGCCAGAAAUCUUGUCUGGACAGUUUCGAAUGGUGUUUGUCGAGUUUUCCAAAACUCAUGUCAACUAGGAUCCCUGAACUGUCAACGGGAAAAUCAGUGCUUGCAACCUCUUGUUCCCAUAACUCAAGAUAAGUGCAUGAUCCAUUGCCCAAGUAUAUGCCCUAAUGGUGGACCACAAGUUUGUGCCUUUUUCGCUUACUUGGACAUUAAUGGUGCUAGAAGGGAUCGUCAAAUGACCUUACCUAAUCGGUGCCAUUUGGACCAUUAUGCCUGCAAAAAUUCUGAUGCACAUAUUGGUGAUCCCUCGAUUGGUCCAUGUCCUUAAAAAAUGAUGAAAUUGUGAUCUUUGAAAUACCUUAAUAUACAUUAUUCUUCUUUGACAACCUUUAAUAAUAUUUAUCAUGAGUUAUUCAAACACCAAUUCUGGUUUAUUUUUGAGCUCUCCUAUAUAUAACAGAUAUCUGUUAAAGGAACACUCAGAUAUAUUUCAUUAUUAUUACUGGUACCUUUAGUUCUCCUUAACUAAAACGGUUUUAUUGUGAAAUUUGUUGAGAUUGGUUCCCACGAGCCGAAGACAUAACACUUUCUACG
Molecule: messenger RNA, 927 nt
Organism: Drosophila eugracilis
Lineage: Eukaryota; Metazoa; Arthropoda; Insecta; Diptera; Drosophilidae
Product: salivary glue protein Sgs-5
Exons: 4
Coding region: 218-661 (147 amino acids)
Molecular function (GO): protein binding
Source: RefSeq, a predicted model, not a curated record